AUGACCUCCCGCGAAGAAGCCGUCCUACUUCCCAUCGAUCCCUCCAUCACCGAUGAGAAUGAUUGGUGGGAAUUCAGCCUUACCGAUGUGAAGGUCAUGAAACCGGGGAAGAUGCUCUAUGCGAACCUGCUGGAUGCCACUGAGCAAAAUCCAGUGCAAGUGAUCGGUGUCCUGGAGCAGGUCCCCAAGAACCAGACACAUUUGGUGCACAAGGACAACGAGCUUCCGAAACGCAUGAUUGUCGACGAUGUUACACACUAUGCCUACGGCCAAACCGAAGAUAAAAGCAUCCAGCUUUGGGUUGCUGGUAAGGCGGGAUGGUACGACAUCAGUUUGCCUGCCAGAGGCUACGUGCCUACCUACAAUCGCAUGGUCCAGGCCAUUGACAUGCUUUAUUUUCUGGUUGAUAAACAUCAGCAAGGAAAGAAACAGAUCAAUCCAUCCUUUCGAAGUCUCUGCGAACAGUAUGUCUACCACUCACAUGGCGGAUGCGAAGAUCGUCAACAAUCUGCUGAGGUUUUCUCAACACACGGCCCCUUCUUGCUGCGCUGUAUGAUCCAAGGCGACGGGGAUCUGGACUGGCAAACUACCAAUGUCUUUGUUCACCUGCGGCGCCAAUUUCAUGAUGAAUAUAAGCAGCUUAUGGAGGAGCUCUUCCCUUCAUCUGACAACGAAGAGGAUACAUCCAUGGAUGAACCGGAAGUAUCAACUCCACGACACUACCCCGCUGCAAUCUCAAAGUCGCAAGCCGAUGCCGUUUAUCGACUGCUCAAAGUGCUUAGAGAAGAAGGUCACUUGGCAAAGCGUCGACUGCAUCUCGACCUUCUGACAGAAAGCCUGGCUUCACGAUUUGAUCUCAGUCACGAUGACGCUGAAAAGAUCAUUGCCAUCAGAGCAUCUGCUGUCCUGGAAAUGAUGGACGAAGAAGAUACGCCUGGCUUCAAGUGGUCGCGCUAUGUUAUUCACCGCGAACUCACAAACGCAGCCACGAAAUCCGCCCCUCUACCACAAAAACUCUUGAUACCUCUGAACUCGGUAGAGGAAUCCAGCGAUGACGAAGGCUAUGGCCGAACCCAAAAAUCCGUGCUACGUCCCAAAAUCAACUCAUUCUCUAAUAAAGUUACUGGCAAGCGGAACCGCAAUGCCUCCACGAACCAAGAACCUAUCGAAUUCAAUGAUGAAGAUGAUGAAGACGAGAUGGAUGAAGAUACAGUCGAAACACCCAGCAAAACCCGUGGUCAUGAAUUGAUCAGGGAUCCCUUCUCCGCCUCAAGACCUCGAACCCGUUCAUUCCUAUCGGCCUCCAGCAGCGUCGGUUCCAGCUCUCUCAUGAAGAGCCUAUUUAAAGACAACAUACCGAAAUCAUCCACAGCUACUUCAACACUCACCGCGAGGUCAACACCAAACUCAGAAUCAAUCUCACACCCAAUCCCCACCCCAGCGCCCUCGCAAUUGCUCGAUGCAUCUGGUGACGAAUCGGAACUUGAUACAUGGGUGUGUCGCAUGCCCGGAUGCGAGAAAGCGAUCACAAACAGCAACAGAGAAGAACGCAAGAAAAUCAUCGGCGAUCAUGCUGGCGACCACGAAUGGGAAAUGCAGAUGAAGGUGGAACUAAUGGAGACGGAGAAACGAAUGCAUUCCGCUUUCCCAGUCAGCAAUCUCAUGCAAUAUGUUGUCGACCAGCAUGUUGAGCAGAUGCGAACUGCAUUCCCUGAGCUGUAUUCUGCGCCUCAGCACGAUAGCCACGAGAACGGAGUAGAUGGGGCCCUGGACGCGCUCUCUGAAAAUGGAGAUUCCACGCCUGAAAGUCAGGAUUCGGAAGACGAGGAGAUUGAAGAUCUUGUGAAUGGCAAUUCUUGA
This is a messenger RNA of Penicillium nucicola, 1860 nucleotides long. RefSeq lists its product as uncharacterized. The record is from RefSeq and is a predicted model, not a curated record. NCBI's taxonomy places the organism in Eukaryota, Fungi, Ascomycota, Eurotiomycetes, Eurotiales, Aspergillaceae. Bases 1 to 1860 code for a protein of 619 amino acids. The transcript is spliced from 4 exons.